Messenger RNA from Fragaria vesca subsp. vesca, 514 nucleotides. RefSeq lists its product as uncharacterized. Bases 1 to 339 code for a protein of 112 amino acids. The transcript has 3 exons. The record is from RefSeq and is a predicted model, not a curated record. Lineage: Eukaryota; Viridiplantae; Streptophyta; Magnoliopsida; Rosales; Rosaceae.
AUGGCGAUGGUCUCCUUAAACCUCGUCACCGGCCCAAAUCCAAAGCUGCUCCAGGUGAGUUGCAGAAAGAAAGAGAGGAGCAGAGAUAACUAUGACCCUUACAAAGUCAUCGAAAUUACGCCUCCGCCCAAGAACCUCGGCGUCCGUUGCUUCCCCUCUAACAUGCAAUGUGGGGAGAUUGUGACAAUUGAAAGCCAAACUUAUACAAUCUCGGCUGUAACUCAUAGGUACCAGCUUCGCAAGGGGAAGUACGAACCAAGCGAGAAGAGGCUCGAUGUCUUGUCGACAUCGAGAUAUGUCUUGAAUUUGUACUUGGAUAAUUUACUAGAACAAUCUUGAGUCCUUCUACUUUAAGUUAGUUCCACUUCCACACACACUGUUGAAAUAUUAUGAAUUGCUUGUGCAGUUCUUGUAUUUCCUUCUCAUUUCCCUUUGCCAACUUGCUGGUUCUCCAUGAUGUAUAGAGAAAGAAAAAUAAAAUAAAAAGGAGAGAGGGGUAUGUGUUCUAUGGCUC